AUGCCGUCAGCACCAUACUAUUCCACGACUAGCGCAGCGCAAGCUCCUGCGCGUGCUUCCCGGUACCAGCCUUUCAGAAGCAAGUUCCCUAAUCCCGAAAGCGCAAGCGCCUUUCGGAAAAUCGCAACCCGAUUCAACAGAAAGCCGUACCGUCCUCCGGAUACUGAUGGUUCUAUCGACGAGAUUGCGAAGGAGCGCUAUCAUCAUGUCGAGCGCAUAUACAACGCGAUGACCCGCGCCGACGCCGCAAGAGACAACGCUGCCUCCAUUGCCAUGAAGAGAUGGGUGCAUGGAGCCUACUAUGACUCCAGCUUGGUUGAAGCGUAUUCACAUAAGGUGCUUGACUGUCUCCUGUCGCAGGCGAGGGAAGGGUUUCGUGGAUGGACACAUAACGACUAUGUGACCGACGACCGCAAGGGCGAGGACGAAGACCGAGAUGUUAGCUGCACUGGUCGAUUGAACAACAUUAUCCGCGCUCUUGAAGAAGAGAAGACCAUUUGCGAGGAUGUCAUGAACUCCGCCUGCCAGAUCCGCAUGUUCGUCAACGCACCAAAGGCCUACGCCAACCGCAAGUACCAGAAUCGUGUCGGCAACAGCAAAAGAGGAAGG
Molecule: messenger RNA, 609 nt
Organism: Trematosphaeria pertusa
Lineage: Eukaryota; Fungi; Ascomycota; Dothideomycetes; Pleosporales; Trematosphaeriaceae
Exons: 1
Source: RefSeq, a predicted model, not a curated record